Molecule: messenger RNA, 2860 nt
Organism: Stylophora pistillata
Lineage: Eukaryota; Metazoa; Cnidaria; Anthozoa; Scleractinia; Pocilloporidae
Source: RefSeq, a predicted model, not a curated record
ACUCCAGAGCUUAACAAAAUGGUGGUCCUUGACGCUCAGUGGUUGAUUGAUGUUUUCAAGGAAGUUAUAACUAUUAGGCCAUUUGACAGCAAUGAGAAAAAAUUUGAAGAGCUUUGGCUAAGGCUUGAAAACGAAGGAAUCUUGGAGGAACCUCUUCUAGAACAUGUUUGGGGUUCUCUAUAUCACAAAGAGGACACUUGCCAGGGUCUCAUUGCGAUCAUGGAGAAGUUCAGUUUGCUUUGCUCUUGGCCCUUUUUGGAUGACUCAUGUAGUAAGCAGUACCUAGUGCCUUCCAUGUUAAUGUCGCACCCACCAGAAGAAAUAAUGGAGCUGGUUGUAUCUGCAGAAAUUCCCCCUCUCUUUAUCAAAUUUGAAUCUGGACAAGUUCCACCUGGCUUGUUUCCUCGAUUGGUGCUGCAGUUUUUACAGUGGUGCAAACAAGAAUGUACAAGCCCAGAUCACCCUCAGCUUUACCACAAUUUUGUCAGAAUUUACGAUUCCAAAGAGGAAAAUUGUUCCGUAAUCCUCCUGUGCCAUAUGUCGUCAAUAGAGGUUGUUGCUCACAGAGGUGAUGACGGUCAUGAGGUAGCACACUGUUCAAAGUCAGAGAUAACUUCGCCUGUGGAGAACCACCACGACGCCUUUGCUUGUGCAGUAUUGAGGCAACUGAAAUUGGUGCUUGAGUCCAUGCGAAGGGAAUUCUGUUGGCUACAGAAUAUGAAAUAUGAAAUAAGUUUCUUGUGCCCUGUUUGUUGUCGAAGAGGUGCAGUCAGCUACUGCCGAACACAUCGGAGAAAAAAUUGCAAGCAAGAAGAAUGCUUCCACUUCUGGCCCGAGUCAAAGCUGUUCAGCGACAAGAAGAUGAUCUGUUGCACCAGAUCUGAAACUGCUAAGAUGAACAGAGUUUCGUUGAAAAACUUCGAGCCUUGGUUUUCUCCUAUGAGAAAUCAGUUUGCUGUCGAUAAAUGUGGUGACGGAAACUUAGCCUCUGUUGAAGAUGGUGAGGAAAAUUUUUCUGCCAAUGAGUUUUUGCGAAUCCGUUUAACACAGCGGCGAGACGACCAAAAUAUUUCACCACAAUUAAAGGAGAGUCUGCAGCUGGAAGAAGCCUUUCCAGAGACGCUGGAGUCUGAUUCCAAACGUGGUGAUAUGGUGCAAAACCUGGAUAAAACUACAACAACCACCGAAGUUUCCCUACCUGAUAAUGUUAAGCAAUCCCUCUUGUCAGCGUCGUGCAAUGCCAACGAGAUUGUUCAACAACUGAAGGAGAACCUGCAACUGGACAAAGACGCUCUUGAGCAGCCAGACCCUGACACCAAGAUAAUAAUCCGUAAUCUGGCACAGAAAGCAAAAUAUCUAAGGAGACUUGAUGUCUUUGAACAUUUAAGAGAGAUUGUACCUGCUGGAACUACUGUAUCAGAUGACUUUGAUUUUAUCUUGCAAAUUUCUGAAAUCCACCUCCAAGUUAACCCAACUAUUUUUAUUAUCAAAAUAGUUAAAAAACAAACCUUUGAUUUAGGUGGCGAUGAAUGGAUGGAGCUUGCAGAAGGACUGGGACUGACUCCUCAAGAGAUUCGUUUUCUUGACAAGCGUACACUGAACCCAAUGGACGCGGCUCUGUCUUUUAUUGCAAAGCAGCGCCACUUAAGCGUGGGCGAGCUGUACGAAUUGUUUAUUGCACAUGACUUUCCUAUGUUAGCUGACCUAUUGUAACUGAAGAAGAUUGUUGCGAGCAAAUAUUUGUCUGACCUCGGCUUAUUUUUUACCUUUGGUAACAGCCAAUCUGAACCUAAAAAGGACACUACAUGCCUGGAUAUUUAGGCUUUUACCUUUUUGCUUUGUUAACGAUAAAGAGUGGGGCGCAAAAACCUUUCACCCUGUGUAAUUAGGUCCUGUUACCAAUUAAUCAUAACCAUUGCAAUUUCCGAGAUAAACAGAGGGGAUUAAUCGAAAUAGGGGUUUGUAAUUCCAGUCUGGAAGGCUCUAAGUGGGGGAUGGUUGGCUAUUUGUAUGGUUAUUCCAAUCAACUCAGUGAUUGGUGGAUUCAUUUGAGUAUAUUCAUUUAAUCGAUCACGUUGUCUAAUUACAACCCUACAGAUUUGUAAAUGAAAUGAGUUCUUCAUCCAAUUACGUUCAAAGAGAUUGUAAACUUAAGGUUAUAAUUUUGAUUUAAAAGAGACUACGCAGAUCUCUAUUUCGAAUAUUGCUUUAGGCGUGUCCUAUAGUUUUCGAUAUAGCAUGAGUAUGUGCUAAUUUCUGGUAGAGGAUUGUUAUAUGCAUUCAAGUAAGAUGACAGUAGAGAUGUAGUAAUACUGUACUGUUUUGAGAAUUGCUGAUUCAUAUAGACUAUAUGUAAAGUUAAUGAAAUGAAAUUCCUCAAAUGGUAUGUCUAUGAAAGAACCUAGAAGUUUCAAAGAGAAAUAUACACCCAUAAAAAGUCAUGCUGUCGAUGAGAUUUAGUUUCUUAUCUUGUAUGGUAUUUUUACACAGCUAGUAUCAGAUGACUUUGAUUUUAUCUUGCAAAUGUAAAUUCAUAUUUCGUAUAACAGAGGUACUCACGUAACAAUUGACAUAAGCACGAAAUCCGAAGAGUAAUGUUGUUAUCUGAGGCGAUAAAUGAAGCUAUUAAGUAACCUACUUUGAAUUAAGAUUUGCGUUUCAAUUGUUGCACUCAGCUUUCAAAAUGAUGAUUUCGCAAACGCUUGCAAUAGAUCACAGCGGUUUACGUUUGAAAGCAAAGUGAGGCUUGGUUAAUCUUGUACAGAAAAAAGCAAUUAAUUUCUCGCCUCUUCGAGGAACGCUUAAUUUCUUAUAGGUUUGCUGUAGUUUGCUACAAAUAAACGUUUUGGAGUGUUUAUUA